UUAGCUAGCUCUUCACUCAAUCUUCUAAAACUCACUGUAAACCCUACUUUCUUAGCUCUAGACAAAUAAUGGUUCAGGGAAGAGGCAGUGCAAUGGCAGCCACAGUGCUGGUCUGCUUUUUGUUGCUCCACUUUGAGUUGGCUCAAGCAGCAACUUACACUGUUGGAGGAACCAGUGGCUGGACCUUCAACACUGCUGGUUGGCCUAAAGGCAAGAGCUUUAAGGCUGGUGACACACUUGUAUUCAAUUACAACCCUUCAAUCCACAAUGUUGUAGUCGUCAACAGGGCCGGAUAUAAUUCAUGCUCGGCACCAAAAGGUGCUAAAGUUUACCAGUCAGGCAAGGAUCAGAUCAAGCUUGCAAAGGGCCAAAACUUUUUCAUCUGCAAUUAUAUUGGCCACUGUGAAGCUGGAAUGAAAAUAGCAGUCACUGCUGCCUAAUCUGAGAUCUAGCAAGGGCCAGGAUAAUCAGUUUGCUUUGUCAAACUUUAAGUAUUAGUGUUGGAUUUGGUGUCAAAAAGUUUGUGUCAAGACUCAAGGGUCAUUGCAUGUUAGCUUUGCUUUGUUUGAGUGGGUAGUUGGUGGUCCAAAUAUGAACUAUAAUGAUAGUUACAUGAAAAUCUUGAGUAAUACUUUGUGUCUAAAGGUUUACUUGUACUGUCUUUUCAAUAAAUACAUAGUGCUAUUUCUUUAGGAAAAGUUUCACCAAGCAUAUAUUCCAACUCCCAAGGCAUUUGAAUGAGGGC
Molecule: messenger RNA, 745 nt
Organism: Durio zibethinus
Lineage: Eukaryota; Viridiplantae; Streptophyta; Magnoliopsida; Malvales; Malvaceae
Product: basic blue protein-like
Cellular component (GO): plasma membrane
Molecular function (GO): electron transfer activity
Source: RefSeq, a predicted model, not a curated record